This is a messenger RNA of Seriola dumerili (greater amberjack), 3045 nucleotides long. Its product is annotated as protein disulfide-isomerase A3-like. NCBI's taxonomy places the organism in Eukaryota, Metazoa, Chordata, Actinopteri, Carangiformes, Carangidae. Gene Ontology annotation, molecular function: protein disulfide isomerase activity. The transcript is spliced from 13 exons. Gene Ontology annotation, cellular component: cell surface; endoplasmic reticulum. Bases 90 to 1577 code for a protein of 495 amino acids. Gene Ontology annotation, biological process: protein folding; response to endoplasmic reticulum stress. The record is from RefSeq and is a predicted model, not a curated record.
AAGAGGGUCUUUCUCGGUCUGUAACGGUCACCAUCUCCGUCAUAUUUUUUUUAUUUUACGUCUGGAAUCAUUCAUCUUUUCCCACCAUUAUGGCGGCCGCUGUCCGCCUCCUUCCCGUCGUCACGUUGGCGCUGAUGUCCUGUUUACCCGCCGCGUUGUCCUCGCGCAGAGACGUGCUCGAGCUCGGUGACGCGGACUUCGACUACCUGGCAACGGAACACGAGACCAUGCUGGUGAAAUUCUACGCUCCGUGGUGUGGUCACUGUAAGAAAUUGGCUCCAGAAUUUGAGAAAGCAGCGACCAGACUGAAGGGAACUGUCCAGUUAGCAAAGGUAGACUGUACCGCUCACUCAGAGACCUGUGGUCGUUUUGGGGUCUCCGGUUAUCCCACUCUUAAGAUUUUUAGGAGUGGAAGAGACUCUGCCCCCUACGACGGACCUCGCACAGCAGACGGAAUCUAUCACUACAUGAAGAAGCAAACCGGUCCAGACUCAGUUCACCUGAAGACAGAGGAAGACCUCCAGACCUUCAUUAACCACUAUGAUGCCAGUAUCAUAGGUGUGUUUUCAGGUGCAGACAGCUCUCAUCUGUCAGAGUUUCUGAAAGCUGCAGGUCUGCUCAGAGAACAGUUCAGAUUUGCUCACACCACUGACCUGAAGCUGGGGGAGGGGCACGGAGUUCACUCUGAGAGUGUGUUGUUGUUCAGACCUCCCAGACUGACCAACAAGUUUGAGGACAGCGUCGUGGUCUUCAGAGAUUACCUGACCAUCGGAUCUCUGAGACGCUUCAUCAGAGACCACAUUUAUGGUCUGUGUCCUCACAUGACUCUGGAGAACAGGGAUCGUCUGAGAGUUCGUGACCUGCUGACAGCGUACUAUGACCUUGACUACCAUCACAACACCAGAGGGUCCAACUACUGGAGGAACAGGGUAAUGAAGGUGGCGGCAAAAUACACUGGGCGGGGCUUGACGUUCUCAGUAGCCAAUAAGAAGGACUUCCUGUCUGAGCUGGAGGAAGACUUCGGGUUGGGGAUGUCAGACGGAGGAGAGCUGCCAUUCGUCACGAUCCGGACCAAACUGGGCCACAAGUACACAAUGAGAGAGGAGUUCACGAGGGACGGUCAGUCCUUGGAGAGAUUUUUGGAUGAUUACUUCACAGGUCGACUCAAACGUUACGUCAAGUCUGAACCCAUACCUGAGAGAAACUCCGCUGCUGUCAAGCUAGUUGUUGCUGAGACCUUCGAUGACGUCGUUAAUGAUCCAAAUAAAGAUGUUCUGAUAGAGUUUUACUCUCCAUCCUGUCCACACUGCAAGAAACUGGAGCCGGUCUACAAAGAGCUGGCUGACACGCUGUUUUCUGAUUCAGACAUUGUCAUCGCCAAGAUGAAUGCCAUUGAUAACGAUGUCCCGCUGGGCUACGAUGUUCAAGGGUUUCCAACCAUUUACUUUGCUCCAGUGGGUAAAAAGGACGAGCCCAUACGAUACGAGGGGGGUCGAGAGCUCAAAGACUUCCUGAAGUUCCUGAAGCGCGAGGCGAGUCACAGUCUGGUCUUCAGCGGGUCCAAGGACGAACUCUGACACAUCCAUUGUCCACCAAUCAGGUCUGAUUACAGGGAUGCAACCAACUGGUUUCCAUGACAAUGAACAUGCAGGGGGAGGGCGAAAAAGGAGUCCUGAUCCUGGCUGAUCCUGAAUCUGGACCUGAUCCAGAGACAGUCAUUGAUGAAAGGACAGCUGCUGGUUUUACCAGAUACCCCAGAUACCACAAAAAACCUGUCCAUCAUGAUGAAUUUGCCAUCACAUGACAUCAUCAGACUGUGUGCUGCCAUGUGACUGUCAGCUGAUUAAUUUUGAAGUUAUUUAUUAGUUUUGUUUAUUUAUUUCAUGGGUCAUGUGGGACAGAGGGCACGGUCAGUGCUCACCCAUGGUGACUUUUUUGGUGACUCCUAAAGGGCAUUCUGGGAAACGUAGUGAAUAAGUGAUUGAGCACAACUGAUACUGGAUGUGUGAGGCCGAUACUGUAAAAAACAAAAACAGCUGUGAUUUAAUGACAUAAAAUAAGUCAGAAUUUGGCAAAUUUCAAUAUCACAACAUAAAUAAAUAAUAAGAUGCAAUGAGUUCACACAACAAAACGUUUGGUUUUAAAUGUUAGUUCAUAAAUUACAGAUUAGGUGGUUUUUUAAAGUACCAACUCUUCUCCUGUUGCCUUCAGAUUAGAAUAAGACUAACUGACAUUUUAGCCAUUGAUUAAUUUUCAGAUUGAUUUUAAUCAAUUCGUUUUUUCAAAGGUGACGUCUUAAAAUGUUUUAUUGUGUCUGAAACCCAAAGAUCUUCAGUUACUGAGACAGAAAACAUGAGACACUGAUGGUGGAGGUUUGUGUCACAAAUGGUUCAGAUUAUUUCUCCGUCAUCAAAAUCAUUAUCUGACAGGCUAAUUGACAGUUUCACCUCACUGUUGGUUAAAACUCAAACCUCUGGCUGCAGCUGAGGAAUCAUAAACAGAUAAUCAAGCCGGUCGUCGAUCGACUCGUUAAAUCACCUGCUGACACUUUUCAGAUGCAUACAUGUGAAAACUUUGUUGCUCAGGUUGUCGUCACACUCCUGUUUGUAAAGUCUAAGGCUUCUGAGUUCAAAUAAAACACAGAAGAAGAGAUUUUAUCUUACUGUAUAAUUUCAUUUCAAAAUAAAACCUUAGAUAUUUUCCUGUCAUGUGGUUCUGAGCAAUGAUGAAUAUUUAUUUUGAUUUUAUGCACAAAAGCAGUGGAACUUUUUUGUUAAUCUCAUCUGUGGAUUUUAUAUUUGUUUCUGAAUGACAGACUUUAUUUUUUGGAUGUAUAUGAAGUCUCUUUGUUUACUGAUGCAAACAUGUAUUCUGAGCCUUAUGACUGUCAGAAGAAAUUAUUUACUGUUUACACUGAAGAGGAGCUGAGAAAAUUUAAUAAAGAUAAAUUGACUGAUAGACUCUGCUGUUUACUUCACUAUCACCACAUGAAAUUUGACCUCAGCCAGACUAAUAAUUAAUACAGAGGUGAAAUCAUAAAAAUCA